Molecule: messenger RNA, 1141 nt
Organism: Mollisia scopiformis
Lineage: Eukaryota; Fungi; Ascomycota; Leotiomycetes; Helotiales; Mollisiaceae
Exons: 3
Coding region: 1-1113 (370 amino acids)
Source: RefSeq, a predicted model, not a curated record
AUGCGUGAACGGAGAAAUAAGCUCAAUGCAUCCUCGCUUCGUAUCGAUUUUCGACCAUUCAUUCGAUUGUUGCUAAACGCUGAGAGAAGCCUUGUGGUCAGCCCCGCGCAGCCCCAGCCGCAUGCAAAGCCUUGUCUCUUGUGUUUCAAUUUCUUAAGAGUAGUUGAUCUUGGUGUCAUCAACGGUUCCCAACACGCUCGCAAAGUGAAAGCUGCCCCCAAGCGAGAAUCGAGUCUCGAAGAUAAAAUUCUCGACCCUCUCACAGCCUUGGGCCUUGCGUCGAACAUCGUCCAGACCGUCCAGUUUACAAGUGACCUCAUCUCCAAGAGCCGAGAAUAUCACGUUGAUGGGUCGUUGGUCAAACAACUAGAGCUGGAAGCAAUAACUGUCAACCUUCGAACACUUAGCCAAGAUCUUGUUGUCCCUGGCAGUGGUGGAGUACGAGCGGCAAAGACGGAACGACAACUCAGAGAGCUCUGCAUAGGAUGUCAAGAAGUGUCGGACGAGCUGCUAGUUACUGUUCAGUCUCUGAAAGUACGGGGCUUCCAUAACACAUGGACCUCUUUUCGUCAAGCCCUGAAAAGUGUAUGGAAAGAAGAAAAGAUAAAGACUUUAGAAGAGCGUCUUGAACGUUACAGGCGCCAAAUCGAUACCACGCUAUUGAUAUCGAUCAGAGAGGGCAUCGAUAGAAGUAUCAAUAGCCUAUCAAAAUCAGAGCGGGACUGUAAGCAAAUCGCCUUUGCGCCUGAUUCUGGGAAUGGAGUCAAACAAUGGCAAUCGGAACUACUCAAUAAAGUGCACCAGAGCGAUUGGAAUCUACAUGCAGAGAGGCGCAUGAUACAAUUCUCAACUAGACUGUCAGCUAGCGCGAUGAAAGAUAGAGACGAUCUGAUCAAGCAGCAAAUUCUUGCAAGGUUGCAUUUCGACAGCAUCAACGAUCGUGCCGAGCGUAUCCCAAAAGCACACCAAAACACUUUCGACUGGAUCUUCCAUGCUCCCGAAUCUUCACAUGAUUUGGCUAGUCACGUUUCUGGCAAUCUUACCUCCGAUAUGGGGACGACUCAGCCUUCUUCGGCUCGUUCUGCUGUCUACCCGUUGUGGGCAGGCUGGUAAAUCAGUCAGUCAGUCAGUCAUCAGUCGA